UCCUAUCUUUCUGGAUUCUUUAGUCACAGCUUGGGCCUUGGGGCAUGGGCGGAUCUUUGAAGGCCUGUGCCAGGGCCACGGCCCUGGCAAGUUUUUCGGCCGUAGUGCUAAUUUUCCGCAUUUCGAUCGAAAUUUUUUAUAUAUACUAUGUUCGGCCCGGGCAUUUUUUAGUGCCCGUGUCUUUCGACCCUGGGACAUUCAACGGGCAAGAUCCGCCACUGCCUUGGGGUGCCAUUCUUAUUUCAGUCACCUUAAUUCUUCUCUUUGGUGAGCUCCUAGACUAUCUGUUGGGGCAAGAACAAAUUGCUCUGUUCCGGAGAGCUGAGUUAAAGACACUAGUGAAUUUGCAUGGUAACGAGGCCGGGAAAGGAGGAGAGCUAACACAUGACGAGACAACCAUAAUAGCAGGGGCACUUGAGCUUUCAGAAAAGACAGCUAGUGAUGCAACCAUAAUAACGAGGUGUGAACGGAGGAGGUGGUGUCGCCGGAGAAGCCUGAUCGUAGGAGAAGGUGUGCCGCCGAAGAAGCCUGAUCGCCGGAGAAGGAAGGAUCGAUUGUAGGAGGAUGGUGGGAAGGUGGGGGGUAAAUAUGCUUUCAUGUGUUACUUACAGGGUGUUGUAAUGAAGAAGCUUCACAAAGGUUUGCAAAAUUACCUAUUUACCCUUUGACCCUCACCUUGUUAUGUUGACUGUUAAGCAAAUCUGACGACGGGGGGUAAACUUGCGACAUAACAUCAAACG
Messenger RNA from Helianthus annuus (common sunflower), 740 nucleotides. RefSeq lists its product as uncharacterized. NCBI's taxonomy places the organism in Eukaryota, Viridiplantae, Streptophyta, Magnoliopsida, Asterales, Asteraceae. Gene Ontology annotation, cellular component: intracellular membrane-bounded organelle. The record is from RefSeq and is a predicted model, not a curated record. The transcript has 2 exons. Bases 45 to 560 code for a protein of 171 amino acids. Gene Ontology annotation, biological process: magnesium ion homeostasis.